AAAUCUCCCAAAGCUCAAACCCCUCUCUCCUCCCCCCACGAAAUUCGAAAUUUCCCCACUUUCACUCCCCCAAAGCCCCCAAAUGGCCGCUCCGCCGCCGGUGCUCACCCUUGCGGUGGAGAAGGGUCCGCGCAAGGGAGAGAUCUGCCAGUGCAGCGCUGGAUCCGUGCUCCGUGUCGGGCGCGUCAUCAAAGGCAACCACUUUGCCGUGCGCGAUAAGGGCGCGUCGCAGCAACAUCUCUCCAUCGAGUUCCUCCCGCCGCCCGCCGCCGGAUGGGUCGUCUCCGAUCUGGGAUCCUCCAACGGCUCCUUCCUCAACGAUGUGCCCCUCGAGCCCUUUGUUCUCACCCCGCUUUCCCAUGGGAACCUGAUCAAGAUCGGCGAGUCCACCGUGCUCGCCGUGUCCAUCCCCUCCCAUUCGGAUCUGAGCACCGCCACCGCUGCCGACCCCGGAACUAGGCGCUCCUCGCGCUAUGCGGCGGAGACGGCGGCGGUGGAGGAGGAGAAGCCCCCUGCGGCGACCCGCCGGGGCACACGGAAGAAGGCAGCGGUGGCGGCGAUCCCCGAAGUGGAGAAUGAAGUGCCGGACGCGGCGGUAGUGGUAGUGGAGGAGGAGAAGCCCCGCCGGGGCGGACCUAGGAAGGUGGCUGCAGUGGCUCCCCCUGAACAGAGGGAAGAUGGGGAGAAGGAGGCCCCGGUGGGGAGGCGCCGUGGUGGACGGAAGAAGGUCGCGGAGCCCUCUGAACCGGAGAAGGAGGAGGCCCCGCUGGCGCCGCCUGUUGGCGGGCGGAAGAAGACCACAGCAGCUGCUGAGCCGGAGAAAGGAGAUGAGGAGGAGGAAGAGGGGAAGAAGGAGGCCCCGAAGGGGAGGCGCCGUGGUGGACGGAAGAAGGCCGCGGAGCCCUCUGAACCGGAGAAGGAGGAGGCCCCGCUGGCGCCGCGUGCUGGCGGGCGGAAGAAGACCACAGCAGCUGCUGAGUCGGAGAAAGGAGAUGAGGAGGAGGAAGCCCUGCUGGUGACGCGGAAGGAGGACACGGAGCCUCCUGAACUGGAGAAGGAAGACGAUGUGGAGGCCCAGAUGAUUACACGCCGUGGGAGGAGGAAGAAUGCUCCGACGGUCGCCCCUCCACCACAGCCUGUGAAGACGGGGUCCAGAGGGGGGCAUGGAAGGUUUACAAGAGCGGCUAGUACAAGGAAGGCCGUUCUAGAGGAUGAGGAAGUGGAGGAAGAGGAGGAACAUGAGGUGGCUGUGCCAAGAGAUCAGCCUGGCAAUCUGUCGACUUCGACAGCGGUAAAGGAUGGUGAAGAGGAGGAGGAGGAGGAGAAGGGGGAUAAGGUGGCAGCUGACGAUGGAGAAAUCGAGGUGGCUGCAAAGGCAUUGGAGGAGGAAGUCCCCAAGGGGAGGGCUUCUGCUCAGUGUGCUGCUUCUGACAAUGAGGGUGUUGGGGAAAGGGGUGGCGGAGAAGAGGAAGAUGAUGGCAAUGGGGAUUUGCUUGGCAGUAGAGGAGAGGCUUCUGCUCAGUGUGCUGCUUCUGACAAUGAGGGUGAUUGGGAAAUGGGUGGCGGAGAAGAGGAAGAUGAUGGCAAUGGGGAUUUGCUUGGAAGUAGAGGAGAUGUAGGAGAUGGGGCGAAGGUGGAGGAAUGUGCUGUUAGAAGCAGCCUUGAGACCAUGACAUUGCAGGAGUGGUUCGACCGGAUGGAAAAGUACCUCCCAAGGAUGAUCAACGAGGCUGCUGAUCAGAUGAUCGCGGAGUUGGAGGAGAAACAAAAGCGAGUCCAUGAGUACAUUUCAACGCUCAGUAAGAGCUCCGACCCUUCCUGAAAAUUAUGUCUUAGAUGCUGGAGAUUGACUAGAAAAUAAACUAGAGUCGCUCCCGUGGUGAUAAUCUUCACUUACUGUAGAAGAAUUGGUGUGGCGUUUGUCCUUUUGGGUAAUAUGAGUAGUUUACUAUCUGGUAUUAGUUUGAUAUGUUGACGUUUGCUCGUUGGCUUGUAAUUAGCUUAGCAUUUUGGUAUGCACUGAUGUUUCUGUGGGUUUCAGGAAGGUGUGUUAUAAUGUUGAAUACUCCCUCCGUUUUGGAA
This is a messenger RNA of Aegilops tauschii subsp. strangulata, 2082 nucleotides long. RefSeq lists its product as uncharacterized. Gene Ontology annotation, molecular function: protein binding. The record is from RefSeq and is a predicted model, not a curated record. NCBI's taxonomy places the organism in Eukaryota, Viridiplantae, Streptophyta, Magnoliopsida, Poales, Poaceae.